Messenger RNA from Perkinsus marinus ATCC 50983, 1920 nucleotides. RefSeq lists its product as hypothetical. The transcript is spliced from 8 exons. Gene Ontology annotation, biological process: intracellular protein transport; vesicle-mediated transport. Gene Ontology annotation, cellular component: membrane coat. The coding region runs from base 1 to 1920 and encodes 639 amino acids. NCBI's taxonomy places the organism in Eukaryota, Perkinsozoa, Perkinsida, Perkinsidae. The record is from RefSeq and is a predicted model, not a curated record.
AUGGCUAAUGCUACCAGCUUCAAACGAGUGUUAUUCAUAGCCAUCGGCGUGCUGGGCUUGGCUACCGGGAUGGCACCGCCGAGUGACUCGACUCUGGUGGGGGAGGGUAGUAGUAGCAGCAGCAGCAGCAAAAGGCCGCCUAUAGUAGGAGCUCAGUUCAAUGUAACCGAUCUAGGCAUGCUGUCCGGUACUGAAGGCGUUAUGGCUAGGGUAUCCAACCUUUUCACUGAUAACGGAACUCUGAGCCUCUGUGCUGCCAAGGCCGUUGAGGUCGUCUAUAUUGCUACGUCCAAGGCCAAAGCGGCUGCUGUUGUCGUAGGGGAGGGAAUGUCGGGAGCGAGCAAGCGCAUCCGCCCGGUGAUGGCUGAGGUUGGAGCCCGCGCGGGCGAACUGUGGACUAAGGCGAGGCCUGUGAUCCAGUAUGCUAUGGUGGCUGUAGAGAUGGGAUGCGAGGUUAUGGUCAAGGAGGUCUUCCCAAUGGGGAGGGACAUAGCGUUGGAGGUGGGCGGUUGGGCGAACAAGGGCAUACAGUACGUGGCGGAUCCAGCUAGGGGGAUAGUCUGUACUGGUCUUGGUGCAAUUGGAAAGGCAGUAGUGAGGGCGGCAUCAGUGGUGGCCUUCUCUGGGCAGUACUGGUGGUACUCCACAAUACUACCAUCGCUGCUGAAUGCUCAAUCGAUUGCUGAUGACCUCAUGCUUACUGUGACCUUGUUGUUGGAGAGGUCUGGCCCUCCUAUCAUGGGGGGCAUGGCGGACAUCUGCGGCAGAGCUGGAGAUGCUGUCAGUCGUCUGCUACUCGCUGUAAUCCCUAGAGUCCUCGACGCUGCUGCUUCCAUCGGUGCUACCGUGAUGGCUAUCCAUAGUAAGAUGCCCUCCGCCUCCAGUGGUCUGGACUUACUGAUACAGAAGGGUGUUGAGGCAGGCUUGUGGGUUCACUCCCAGCUACCAUUGGCUUGCAGUGCCCGCACGCUGAAUUCAGUGAUGACCUCACCUUUGGACUCGAAGUGGGCACGUGUGCUGGCAUCCGCGGACAACUGCACCACGGUUGGAGCUGCUAUAAGGCAGUGGAGGGCGGCUUGGCAUCCCGAUGCUCGCUUGAAUGGUAGAGGCAAUAACGACUCUAGGCUCAUCGAUUGUACAGUGGAGGAGAUUCAAGCUGGCUUUCAGUCGGCGAGCUCUACUGCCGAUGAUAUCAAAGCUGUCGCAUGCGGCGAUGUGAAGACGGACGGUGGUAUGGCCAGAAUGGAGACUAGAGCUAUCCUGAAGCAGGUCGCGGUGGCCAUUGGUGCGCCCUUGCUGCAGCAUGUAUCGUCGGGUGCGGCUUUCUCUGAGUCCAAGUAUUUCAACGGCUCGACGAACCUCAGCUCAGGGGAGAUACGACGAGGUCUCAACAGUUCCUCUGUGGAGGCUAAGCUCGAUGCUAUGCGGCGCUUGAUGGCAGCAGAGGCAUCCUGUGACGUAUGCAUUGACCUUUUCAGCGAGGUGGUGAAGAACAUGUCAACCACAAACCUCGAGCUCAAACGACUGGUGUACAUAUGGAUCGUAUCCCAUGCAGAGUCGAGGAAGGAGCUUGCCUUGCUCAGUGUCAACUCUUUCCAAAAAGACUCUGUUGAUAGUCGUAGUGCUCUGGUUAGGGCUGCCAGUAUUAGAAGUAUGGCGGCGAUAAGAGUCCUCGAGAUGAUACAGGUGGUUAUGGCAGCUGUGAAUCAAGCUGCAGUAGACUCCUCAGCCUAUGUCAGGAAGUCGGUCGCUGCAGUAUGCCUUCCACAGGUAUUCGUGACGGACGUCGAUCAGUUUCCGUUGGUUCGGAAUCUCCUCAUUAAAAUGAUGGCAACUGAUGGGUCCGAGCUGGUUGUCGGCGCUGCAGCUAUGUCGUAUUUUGUUGUAUGCAUCAACCUGCGUCUCCACGUCAACGCUUGA